AUGGUACGCACGCAUGCCAGCCUUGCAAAGGAUGAAGAAAUCAAUGAAGCAAGCUGGGUAGCCGCCCAAGGCGCUGCCGUCGGCGCCGCCAAAGUACGUCCCAUACAUCGUUUCCAUUCUCCGAGGAAGAAAGGAACCCGGCCGAAAUGCCAUGGAUGGGGCCUGUCGUAAAUUCGAACAACCUAUACUGAUACAGAUCUACUGCAGUGGGGUGCAUUCUCGGCAGUUGCAGCAGGUUUAGGACUUGCCCUGUCGCCAAUCUAUCGUGGAUUGACGGUCCAGAUGAAGGUGUACGUACAUUGCAAAGACCGCCUAAGUUUCUGCGCGUUGACAUUUCCAGAUUCCUGCAAAUGAGUGGGAUGACGUUCGGAGCCAUUGUUGAAGCAGACCGAAGAUUGAUCCAGCACGAAAAGGUCGUCCGAAGACGCAAGCAAAUCGCAAGGGACGCACAUGUUUGGCAGAUGUAUGAAGAGGAUUACCAGCGGCAUGUAGAGCAGCAGCAGGAGCCAAGCAUGAAAGAGGAAUAG
Lecanosticta acicola is the source of this 527-nucleotide messenger RNA. The record is from the annotation of a GenBank genome assembly. Lineage: Eukaryota; Fungi; Ascomycota; Dothideomycetes; Mycosphaerellales; Mycosphaerellaceae.